AUGGAUUUAAUAUAUGAAAAAGAUGGAUUAUUAUCUAUUGAUAUAGAUGAAUUAGGUGUACGACCACCGAAUUGGAUUGAUAUUGAUAAUUCAAUAAAUGAUUAUAAUGGAACAGAAAAAACACUUGAUUUUACAGUUUAUUCAGCUGAAAUACAAUUUAUAAAUAAUGGAAAAAAAUUAACAACUAAUGAAGAUGAUUCAUCAAUGUCAGAUGAUGAUGCUUGUUAUGAUUUUGAUAUAGAUCCUGAAACCGGUGAGAAAAUCUUUCGUGAAUCGACUUUAAUAUCAAACACUUCUCCUACACCAAGCGAUAAAUGGAUCGAAGAAUAUUUAUCUAAUAUUGAAGCAUCAUCUAAUCAAAUUUUACCAAUUACAACAGCAGAUAAUAGCGAAUUGGUUCUUGAUAAUAUUCCUAAUUUAUUAUUUGAUAAUAUUGACGAGCAAACUGACUCAGAUUGGUUUUCAAGUUUAUUGAAUCUUGAUAAAAGUACUGACGGUAUCAUGUUUACAAAUUCAAAUCAAUUUAUAGAUAACAAUGAAGAUACAUCAAAUGAAAUAACAACAACAGUGUCAUCAUCAUCAUCAAGUGUUAUUCCAUUAUCCAAUGAAAAUAUUACUAAUAAUAAUGAAUCGACAUUAAUAAAUCCUUUAAGUGUUUUAGUCGAUGAUGAAUAUUCAAAUUAUAGUGAAACAACAUUUGAUGAUACAAAAUCGGAAAAAAUUGAAUCAGAUGGAGAUUCAAUAUCACAUAUGAUGCAAAGACGCACAAGUACACGUUCAAAUUAUCAAGGACAACAAGAUGAAGAUGCUUUACAUCAAUAUAAUAUUCCAUUAACUUCAUAUGAAAUAACUCAAUCAAGUACAGAAGAAUAUAAUCGUCAUUUAGCACGUUUAAAUUAUUUAACUCCAGAACAAAUACAUAUUAUAAAAGAUAUUCGUCGUCGUGGAAAAAAUAAAAUUGCAGCACAAAAUUGUCGAAAACGAAAAGCAAUUGGUGUUGAAUCUUUAUCAGACGAAGUUGACGAACUUAAACGCAUUAAACAUGAAUUAGAAGAAAGAAAAAUAGCAAUCUUACAACAAAUUACUGAAACACGUAGACAAUAUGAAUAUCUUCAUCAACAAGUUUUGCCAGAUCGUCAAUUACCACCAGCAAUAAUUGUUAAAUAA
Molecule: messenger RNA, 1167 nt
Organism: Rotaria sp. Silwood2
Lineage: Eukaryota; Metazoa; Rotifera; Eurotatoria; Philodinida; Philodinidae
Source: the annotation of a GenBank genome assembly